Molecule: messenger RNA, 1709 nt
Organism: Chilo suppressalis (striped riceborer)
Lineage: Eukaryota; Metazoa; Arthropoda; Insecta; Lepidoptera; Crambidae
Source: the annotation of a GenBank genome assembly
AUAAGGUAUCUUUGACAAUGACACAACAACAAUGUAAAUAAGUUCAAAGUAAUAUAUGCAAUACCUUUGUAAAAAUUUAAUAAUAUCGUUGCCAACAUGCUGAGCUAUCGUCAGAGCAAAGCCGACACCGCUUGCAAUCUAGAAUGCCUCCAGGACAAGCCACCCGUCCACGAGUUUGUGGGUCCAGUGAAGAUCGUGCUGAUGGAUAUACCAACUCGGGUGUACCUGAAGAAGAUGUGUCUCGCUGCGUUCAUAGGGAUGGCGAAGCUCAUGUUGGGAGCGACACUCAUGACAGUCCUGUACUUCAUGUUGUCUCUGAAGACGACACUAAUGGGUUCGCUGCACAUAAUAUUGUGUACGUUUGGGUACCAGCUGUUCAUGCCGUCGGGCAUUCUGAUGAUGAGCAACCUGCAUGGGCCGUCGGCGCAGAUGAAGUCGAAGGACCGCCGGAAGCACCACAUGAUCAUACAGAUCAUCGGGCUUAUGUGCGCCCUCGGCGGGUCGGCGCUGGCUUUCAUGCCUGAUGGUUUCAAAAGUAUACGACUGAUCCUUACACCUCAUUCAAUAGCUGAAGACAGAGUUGAAAUUAUUUUCAGUGAUAUGAAAUCAGCGUUCAACACGAAAGACAAGGAACAUUCUAAGGGUAAUUUGAAAUUCGCUGGUCCACUGAAGAUAUUGGUUAUUGAGGCCAAAGGCGAUUACUGUAAGACAGUAUGGUGUGCUAUCGGUCUUGGCUUUGCCAAUGCGAUGAUUGGUGCGGUCAACAUGGCUGCAUUACUCUAUUCAGUGGAGGUUGGAGAUGUUCAUCCUGCAAUAUGUACAGCUGCUUAUCACUUCUUCUCGAUCCAAGCAAUCCUGAGCCUCAAUUACGCCAACGGGUGGUCUACCCCGAUGCGGCUGCGGCACCGCAGGCUCGUCCACGUGUUGCUGCAGAUCUGCGGUAUGGCGAUCGCCAUUGGCCAGACCGUAGUCAUACUCCUCUCUGCGCCACCGCGCUCCGCUCACAGUAUUACAGUUCCAGCUGAUGAUGGCGGAGUCGAUCCUGGCGCUGGCGCCCGACAGCUGGCUUUCCUCGCUUAAGCUGCGUCACAAGCGGCUUGUACACUGGGUAAUGCAGGUGCUGGGCUCAGUGCUAGGCAUCGUCGGCUGUAUCAUAAAAUGCCUGGACAAAGAGGUCAACUGGAACACUUUGCAUGGACAGUUCGCGCUGGUGGCCAUGGUGUUUUCUGUAGCGUCUCUGGCGAACGGCGUUACGUCUUUGUACGCAUACGAGUUACGGAAAGUCAUCCCCGGCACUUUGUCCAAACUGACGCACAUCUGCUUCGGCAUCGUCGCCUUUGCAGCUGCCUCCAUCAGCCUCUGCUACGGGUUCGACAAGGGUGGCUUCAGGCGCUGGUCUACCUCUAGUGUCGCCGAUGCUCUCAUCAUCAUGACCGCAAUCUUCACAUUCUUCAUAAUCAUUAACCCGUUCAUCACUUUCUACAAUAAAUCUAAAGCGGCUGUCUCGAAAUAAUUGUGUAAAUAUGGUGCGGGCACUGCAAGUGCUGCUCACUUACCUUCUUAAUAGGGGUGAUGACGGGGUACAGUAAACGAAAUUCUAUUUAAUCCGUCAGUUAGAUGAUCAAAAAAUAAUGGACACGUAUUUUUUCUUUGGGCAAUCAACCAAAAAAUGACAAAGUUAUAGCGCAUCAAAGUUUGGGAGUAGGGGC